Messenger RNA from Bubalus bubalis (water buffalo), 3216 nucleotides. RefSeq names its product pentraxin 4 (gene PTX4). NCBI's taxonomy places the organism in Eukaryota, Metazoa, Chordata, Mammalia, Artiodactyla, Bovidae. Bases 477 to 1883 code for a protein of 468 amino acids. The record is from RefSeq and is a predicted model, not a curated record. The transcript has 3 exons.
AGAUGAGUUAACGCGGCUCCCAAUUCUGUUUCCAUGGCCUCCUCCAAGGGCGAGGGAGGGGCCUCAUGGAUCCGGAUCUGCUGUGCAUGGUCAGCAGGCUGGGCCCACUGCAGACAGCUCUAAGGAGCCCCUGCCCCCGCCAGGGUCCCUGUGCAGCUUCCACUCCUCUGGUGGGAACACGAGUCUGUAUGCUCCUGCUAAAGCAAUCACCCCGCCCGCCUCCAAGCCAGUUGGACCAGGCCUUGUACCCAGUAGACCUAUUUUCCAAAGACACUGCAUCUGUUUUCAGCCUGUGUCCUUAAGAACCUCAAGUCUCCAGAGUGAAUGUUUCUCAUCAAGGUGGUGGGAGGCACCUGACUGCCCGCCAGAGGGGAAGAAGGGAAGCCACCCCCGGGAGAGGCGGGCCAGCCUAGUGGAGGCCCAGCUCCAAGCAGACCGUCCUCCUGCAUUCAGAGUGCCUCUCGCCCCUUUUCAGCAUGGGCAGCCCAACGGGAAGAGCCCUGCCUUUCUUCCUCAUCCUUGUGCACAUAUAUCUACAUGGAGCUUUGUCGCAAACAACCGGCCCUGUGGGGCAACGAAAACCAUUUUUCGAGAGGCUCCGUAGACUAGAAGAGCAGUUUCGAAGGUUCCAAGAGGUGACCCUGACGCACCUGCAGGGCAUCGCCAGCCACUACAACCUGUCCUUCGACAUCAAGGCCCGGUUCCAGAGCCUGGCCCAUGAGAACCGGGCCGUGGCCCUGGCACUCAACCAGUCGCAGGCGGCCGUGCAGGACGAGCUGGGCCACCUCAGGACCUGGGUGCGGAGGACGCAGCGCCAAGGCCGAAAGGCGGACCACAGACUGCUGGCCUUGAGUGCUGCCAUGAGCGAGGGCAGCGCGCGGCGUGCCCGGGAGCAGGAGACGCAGAGGGCCGCUGUCUCCAGCCUGGCCCGGGACGUGCAGGCCCUGCAGGACGCGCUGCUCCGCCUGACGCCCCUUGUCCAGAGCCAGGGUGCCAGGCUGGCCGCUCUUGAGGGCCAGCUGCGGGUGGCCGGCCCUGGCCCCGCUGCCUCAAAUGUGACCCCGGCCCCAUCUAGGCCGUCGAACCUGAGUGCCCCGCAGCUGCAGGGGGGCGGGCAAACGACCAGAGCUCCGCCUGAGCCCCAGGACCCAUCUCUGGACUUCGCUCACGGUCUCCAGGGGGCACAAGAGCCCCUGAGCCUAGGCAACCAGCAGGCGUGGCCCCCUGAGAGCCCAGGAGAGGUUUGCAAUGUGGGCCCUGCACUCGUCUUCCCAAAUGCCUCCACCAUGAAUGUGGGCUUCCUCCGCCCCGGUUUCCUCACGGGUCUGCGGGCCCUGUCCAUCUGCAGCUGGGUCCGCACGGCCACGGACCACCUGGGCACCCUCCUGUCCUAUGCCACCGAGGAAAACGACAACAAGCUGGUUCUGCACGGCCGCGACUCCCUGGCCCCCGGCUCCGUCCACUUUGUGAUCGGAGACCCGGCCUUCAGGGAGCUGCCCCUCCAGCCACUGCUAGACGGCCAGUGGCACCACGUGUGUGUCAUCUGGACGUCCAUCCUGGGCAGGUACUGGCUCCACGUGGACCGAAGGCUCGUGGCCACCGGCUCCCGCUUCAGGGAGGGGUAUGAGAUCCCUCCAGGAGGGUCCCUCGUGCUAGGCCAGGAGCAAGACCGCGUGGGGGGCGGGUUUGACAGCUCGGAGGCCUUCGUGGGGAGCAUGGCAGGCCUGGCCAUAUGGGACCGUGUGCUGGUCCCUGGGGAGGUUUCGAACCUGGCCAUGGGGAAGGCACUCCCAACGGGUGCCAUCCUGACGCUGGCCAAUGCCACGUCAGUGGGCGGAUUCGUGCAGAGGGUGAACUGCACCUGCCUACAGCUGUGUCCCUGAGGGCUCACGCACACACAGCAGUGGCACUCACGAGGUGGCCAGUGGGAGGGGCACCCCCAAACUCCGCACAGUCCAUAGUGGGCCCCCACUCAGACUGAUUGGCUGUCUGCUGCCCCCCACCUGGACCAGGCACACCUGCCCUCUAACACAGGAUGUGGGCAUUGCAUGGGGGCGGAGGAGGGGAGCCGGCAAGGCAGAGCCAGGCCACAGGGCCCCCAGGACUGCAUUCUCCCCCUCACUGCAGUGUUCUUACAAACGCCCCCCUUUGUAGUAUGCGUCAUUUCCGCGCAGCUGACCGGCCAUGUGGCAGUGGCAGGCUCUAGCUCCACGCUUCUUGGGUAUGGGUUUGGGGCAGCCGCAGGCUGGUUCCUGGAAAACUCUUUUCCUUGUGUUAGCUGCCAUGGUCCUCUCUCCAUGAGGCUUGUGAGAGUUUGUUUGUCUGUUCCCUGUUCCAACAUCUCUCAUGAGAAGGGCCGGAGAGUCCAUUUCCUGGCCCUGCAGCUUCUUCACCCUGGGGGUCCAUCAAGGUUCUGUGACACGGCUGGUGAGGCUAUCAGAGCCGCCGGGAAGGGGGCUUGCAAAGGAAACAGGCUACUCAGAAACACACAUUAAGGAUGGGCAAUGCUUUUACAUACUAUGAAAUUCACCCAUUCUAAGUGUAGAAGAUUUGUAGUCAAAGUGUAGAAGUUUGAAGAUUUGUAGUCAAUCUGCCAAGUAUGCAACCUUCACCAUGAUCCAGCUUUAGAACAUUUCCAUUUUCCCCCCUUCCCCCAUAAAGACAUCAUGCCUGUUAGGGUCGCUCCUGUCCCCACACAGCCCCUCCCCCAGCUCCGCACCCACGCUCCUGCUUUCCGUCUCUGUGGAUUUGCCGGUUCUGGACGUUUCACAUAAAUGGACUCCGUCACUGUGUGGUCCUCGGUGUCUGGCUUCUCUCACGGAGCAUCAUGCUUUCCAGGUUUGUCUGUGUUGUAGUGUCUGUCUGCUGCAUUCCUUUGUGUGGCUGAAUGACCUUCUGUCCUAAUGACCCAUGUUUGGUUUAUCCAUUCAUCAGUCGAUGGAAACUUGGGUGGUUUCCAGUAGGGGGCCCUUGUGAAUGAAGCGCUGUACACACCCUCCUCUGAGUCCUUCUGUAGACACAUGCUUCUGUUUCUCUUGAGCGGAUGCCUAACAGCGGAAUUCCUGGGUUAAAUGAUAAAAUCAUGUUUAAACUUUCAAAGAAACCACCAAAUUGUUUUCCAAAGUGACUGCAUUGUUUUAUAUCCCUGCCGGCACUCUAUGAUGGUUGCCAUAACUCCUCAUUCUUGCCGGUACUGGGUAUUGUUUUUUAAUGGCU